UUUAAAACACCUCCCAUAACAUUCGCUUCUCUCUCUUUCCAAGAAUAUGGCUUCCCAAGAUCUCAAACAGCGAUUCAAAGACGACGCGAAAGCCCCCGCCGCCGUGGACGGCAAGAGCAAGAUGGGUGGUAAGAUUAGCAACAGGAGAAUGGCCAUGGCCAAACGAGGCCUUAGAUCGCUCACCAUAGCGGUGACGCUUCCUCUCUCCCUUUCUCUGCUCAGCGCCUACUUGGGGUCCGGCAAAAGCCGUGCCAGCGUCGACCCCGUGGCUGACACAAAGCCCUUCUGGUUCCCGCCCAUGUGGGCCCUGCACCUGACGUGUCCGGCAUCGUGCUUCUUGAUGGGCCUCGCCGCCUGGAUGGUGUGGGCCGACGGAGGUUUCCAUAGGCACCCCAACGCUCUCUUGUUUUACUUGGCCCAGCUUUUGUUGACUCUGCUUUGGGAUCCACUCGUGUUCGGAGCGGGGGCGACGCGGAUCGGCUUGAUUCUGUGUUUCGGGAUGUUUGCAGCCAUGGUCGGGUGCUAUCGUCUAUUUGGGCAAGUGAAUCCCAUCUCCGGUGAUUUGAUAAAGCCUUGUCUGGCAUGGACUGCUUUCCUCUCUCUUGUAAAUCUUAAGCUCGUUUUUGUUUGAAGUUAUUACAUACGUCUUCUUGUGAAAACCGAACGGAACAGUGUUACGCACGUGUAGAAAUUAAUGUUGUGUAAAAGGCUCAGCGUACGGUAAAGACGCCACCCGAUGUGAAUAUUUCCCCAGUGUUUUGUAUGUUACGCCCCGGAGGGCAUAAGAUGAGACAGGCAGUGAGACGCGGUUUAUCAUUACAGAUUAAAUUUUUCUCUCGCGUGUUACUCCUUGUCGAGAUUUCAUACUGUUAUCUGCGUCGGUAUCUAGUCUCUACAUGACACGGCAUUGUGAUUGUUAAUGGUAUUUACAAUAUAUUGCUUA
Messenger RNA from Prosopis cineraria, 943 nucleotides. RefSeq names its product translocator protein homolog. Lineage: Eukaryota; Viridiplantae; Streptophyta; Magnoliopsida; Fabales; Fabaceae. Gene Ontology annotation, cellular component: membrane. Bases 47 to 631 code for a protein of 194 amino acids. The record is from RefSeq and is a predicted model, not a curated record. The transcript has a single exon.